Ostrea edulis (European flat oyster) is the source of this 2077-nucleotide messenger RNA. RefSeq lists its product as uncharacterized. Bases 116 to 1066 code for a protein of 316 amino acids. The transcript has 7 exons. The record is from RefSeq and is a predicted model, not a curated record. NCBI's taxonomy places the organism in Eukaryota, Metazoa, Mollusca, Bivalvia, Ostreida, Ostreidae.
UUGAACAUUCCUCCCGUAUAAAUGCUGUGUUCUUUCCCUAUAUGCUGCCACAUCGAGAAGCAUGCCAUAAAGAAGAAGUUAUUCUAUUUCUGAAAUAAAACUUUUCAUUUAGAAAAUGGACUACUUCCACUGUCUUGUUUUGCAGGGUGUAAUAGGAAUAAACAAAAUGUUGUUGGCUCAACAAUCAGGAAUCUGCUCAAAUACAACAGGAGAAGUGGUAUGCUGUGAAAAUUACUUCUUGACUGGAAAUCUUUGUGAGGUUUGUCCUCUGGGAACAUUCGGUAAAAACUGCAGCUUCCCAUGCCCAAAUGGAACUUAUGGAAAACUUUGCACUGGGACCUGCGAUUGCUCUCCAUGCCACAAAGUUCAUGGCUGUCUAAAGAAUCAAGUUUGUCCUCCCGGACCAUCCGGUGAAAACUGCAGCUUCCCAUGCCCAAAUGGAUCGUAUGGAAAACUUUGCAGUCUAAAGAAUCAAGACUCCAAACCUAGAACUGUAGAUUAUGACUGGUGGACAAUCGUUUCAUCUGUUGCCGGGAGUUUCAGUAUCUGUGUUAUUGUGGGUAUUGUAAUAUACUGUAGAUUGAGACAUGUGAACGUUUCCAGCAAAUCGUAUUAUCCAGGAAAUAGGGAGACGUCGUACAGAAAUGGAGCAAUUAAAAAACAGAAUAACAUUCAAAAUAGCCAUCUCAUUGAUGACAAUUGCAGACUUGAAAACCCCGUAGAGCUGCGAAACUGGAAUCAGAGAAACAAUUCCUUUUUCAACUGUCGAAGAAAUGUUAGCGAUUGUACAAUCUCGAUAUCAAAUCAGCAAUCCAAACCACAGUCAUCCGUUUCUAGAACACCAAAUGUACCUGACCAUGAACUAGAAAUCUACGACAUACUGUCUCUAAAAUGUCAAACAGCUCGUGACCUACGUACAGAUUCGUUUUUCAUGCCGGUGUACAAUAAACUCACGCGAUCAGUCAACCAUUGUGACGUAGCAGAGACUAAAUGCCGUGACAGUUUUCUAUAUCCGAAACAUCCGUUAAGAGAGGAUGCAGAAUAUUACAAACUAACAAAACAAUAAGGGGAUAGGGAGUUACGAGGACUAACUUUGACUAACACUCCUGUUUCCAACAGCACAGCCCCACACUGUUCUGAGGUCUGCAGAGAUAACAAAGACCGAUAAACACAGAAACGCGAAAAAUUACAGAUGACAAACCAACAUCGAAAUUUUUUGCUGUGUUGUAUCAUCGGCCACCAGGAGGCGGGCGAUUAUUUGUUCUGGUUCUAGAAACACGAACGGAGAUUUACGGAGAAAGCAGAGCGUCUGGUUGCACGAGACUAGAAAGACGACCGUGAUUUACUGCGGGCCUACAUUAUAAAAUAAUAAACUUAGUUUCAUUUAUCCAAAGCCAUCAUCAUCACUUGAUUAUUCUGUUGAAUUGAAUUACGGUAUUUACAAUGUACAUGUACAUAUAUCUAAUUUCGAUUUAACAAUCUCUACCCAGAGUUAUCGUCCCCGCUACGCUCCACUAAUACCUCUGUCAACGUCUAAAAAGUAUAUCAAAAUGUACUAAAACUAACGUAGCUAAUUAAAUUGUAAUGAUGAUAUUUAAGCAAAUUAAACAUUUGUCUUAUUUUUUUUAAAUUUAAAUCCUUGUGGUGAUCUCGCAGCUAGAGCUAGAAAAGCUCACUUUGCCCUGAAAUACAUGUAUAAACUUCACUGUGGCCCAGAUCUGUCACCCAACCUGUGGUUAAAACUACAUGAAUCAAUUAUUGUUCCAAUUUUAACAUACUCAUCAGAAAUAUGGAUCUCAGAUUUUAAUACAAAUUUCAACAAUUUUGAUAAAGCACCAUUUAAAAAGAUUCAUAAUUUCAUAUUGAAGAACAUUCUAAUUGUGCACAAUAAAACAUCUAACUUGGCUCCAAAACUUGAACUAGGCAAAUCCCCUUUACAUGUUAAAAUAUUUCAGCUUGCAUUUAAUUUUUUUUUUCAGAUUGGAAAAUCGGACAAAAUCUAAUGUUAAUGAGAACCUUGUUUUAAAAAAUGCAUUCUUGGAAGAUACAAAGUUGGCCAAUAAAGAUUUAAAAUGUU